Leptomonas pyrrhocoris is the source of this 3567-nucleotide messenger RNA. RefSeq names its product putative GP46-like surface antigen. The coding region runs from base 253 to 3567 and encodes 1104 amino acids. The record is from RefSeq and is a predicted model, not a curated record. Gene Ontology annotation, molecular function: protein binding. The transcript has a single exon. NCBI's taxonomy places the organism in Eukaryota, Euglenozoa, Kinetoplastea, Trypanosomatida, Trypanosomatidae.
AGCUUGAAGGCCUUCUCUUUCACUACGCCUCUCUUCAUAAUCUCUUUUCGCUAAACACACACUUUCUCUUUUCUGUUUAAUUUUAAUACAUCAGCUGUUUCAGCAGCAUUCGUCACUGCGGCACACUCCACAAGCGCAAGCCCCACGUGCGACGACCGACUUUCUCGUUUCUGUCAAGCUGUACGAAGCUCUUCACCGCGACCUCUUCCUUCCUCUUCCGUACCUCCUCCCUCACCUCUCUGACUGCGACCUAUGGCGUGUCUCAAGUACCCGCUGCGUCGCAUGAUGGUGGCCGGUGCGCUGCUGGUGCUGUGCGUGAACGCCCUCUUUGUCUCCGCGGCCUCCACCACCGACUACACCGCCGAUCAGCAGAAGAACACGCUGGCGUUCCUGAAGGGCUUUGCGAUAGCGGGCUCAACUCUGGAGACCAGCUGGACCGGCACGGACUUCUGCUCGUGGCCGUACGUGAGAUGCGGCUAUUUAGCGAGCACGCUGAGUUUCAAGGCCUACAGCCGGCCGGCGUUCACGGGAUCGCUGGUGUUGCCUGAGCUGGGUGCGGACGUGAAUGGCUCCGCCGUGAUCUUCACGGAAAUCUCUGCGAGUUGGUUUGGGCAACAGGUUACAGGCACGCUGCCCACGAGCUGGGGCCGCCUGAGGAAGCUGCGGACUCUGCGGUUGAACUACAACUCACUGAAUGGCCCGCUGCCUGCGGACUGGAGCGGGAUGUCUGCGCUGCAGUCACUGUACCUGAACAGCAACCGCCUUGAGGGCAGCCUUCCCGGUCAGUGGAGGUUAUUGUCUGAAUUGAAGGACUUGCGGCUCGACAACAACUCGCUGUCCGGCGCGCUGCCUGCUGCGUGGAUUCGCAUGUCCUCACUGAAGGAUUUGUACCUCAACAGCAAUGCGCUCUCCGGCACGUUGCCUGCGGCGUGGGUGGCGUUAACGGCGCUUUGGUCUCUGGAUCUGUCCAAUAACCAGCUAACGGGCUCGAUCCCUGAGCGGUGGGGCGAGCUGCGGGUGUAUACGUUGGAGCUGAGCAGCAACAGGCUGUGCGGAUGCGUUCCUACCAAACUGAAGAACGGUUCUUAUCCCCCCACUGUUGAUCCUGCGGUGUCCGCUGCUAACUGUACCACUGCAAACGUGUGCGAGGCGCACAGCUCCGGCUCGGCCUCCGCGGCGGACGACUCCGAGGAGAUCGCGAUGCUGACGGCGAACGAACAGAACACGCUGAAGUUCCUGCGGCUGGUGCGGGCUGCUGUGGGCGGGGAGCUGCGGAGCCUCUGGGGUGGCGUGUGGUACUGCGGCUGGCAGAACGUGAAGUGCGGUUCCAGCGGACUUGCAUCCGUCACGCUGAACGACGUCACGCUCUCUGGCUCGGUGCAGCUGCCGGAGCUGACGUCGGACAUCGAUGGCAGCCUUGUGGACGUGACGAGUUUCGAGCUGCACGGCAAGGGUGCGAGCGUGACGGGCGCACUGCCCACGAGCUGGGGCCGCCUGACCCGCCUGCGGACGCUGGACUUGAGCGGCAACGCACUGAACGGGUCACUGCCUGCGAACUGGAGCGCCAUGACGAAGCUUUACACUCUCAACCUGGCCGCGAAUGCGCUCUCGGGCACGCUGCCCGUCGAAUGGGCCGCGAUGCCGACCUUGAACGAGUUGCGGCUGAACAACAACUCGCUGGCCGGUGCGAUUCCUGAAGAAUGGAACAACAUGAAGUCACUGCAGGACAUCUACCUGGCGGGCAACGACUUCUGCGGGUGCGUGCCGAGCGCCUGGAAGCCGGGAUAUCCUCCGUACGUCCGAGCCGAUGACGCGGUGACAUCGCCGAAGUGCCGCACCGCAUACAGGUGUGUCGACGGCAGCGGCAGCUCUGACAGCAUGGCGGGGAUGACGGAGGAGGAGAAGAGCACGCUGAAGUUCCUGCGUGGCUUUGCGGCCAAAACCCCGUUUCUUGCGAGCAGGUGGACCGGCAUCUACUACUGUGAAUGGCCGUACGUGCGGUGCGGCACCUACUCGAAUGUGCUUAACUUUGGCGCCCUCAACUCCCCGGUGUUCACCGGAUCGUUGGAGCUGCCUGAGCUGGGUGCCGACGUGAACGGCUCCGCCGUCAUCUUCAAUGAGAUCUCCGUGAAUGAGUUUGGCCAGAAUGUCACGGGCAAACUGCCCGCGAGCUGGGGCCGCCUGACCCGCCUGCGGAUGCUGGACUUGAGCGGCAACGCACUGACAGGCUCACUGCCUGCGGACUGGAGCGGGAUGGCUGCGCUGCAGUCACUGGACCUGAGCAGCAACCGCCUUGAGGGCAGCCUUCCUGGCCAGUGGGGGUUCCUGUCGAAGCUUCGCUGGUUUCGGCUUUCGAGCAAUGCGUUGACCGGCACACUACCGGCAGAGUGGAAGACGAUGUCCGGCUUAAGUACACUCAACCUUUCGAGCAACGCCCUCUCUGGCUCGCUGCCUGCAGACUGGGCCUCCGUGGAGUACCUGCGGUCCCUAUACCUCGCAGCAAAUCAAUUUACAGGCUCGAUCCCUGCACAAUGGGCGGCCCAGUGGACGUACAUCAUUGCUGAUCUGAGCAGGAACCAUCUGUGCGGAUGCCUCCCCGAUGGUUGGUCGAAGAAAACUUACAACAUUGACAUUACCGUGGAUGCCGCGGUGUCUUCGUCCAACUGCAGCGAUAAGAACGCGUGCGACGUGCACAACACGACCACGACGACCACCGCUGCGCCGACGCAGGAGCAGCGAAACACCUUGAAGUUCCUGCAGGCGUUCUCGACGAUGGACCCGAGUCUGGCGAUGCGGUGGACCGGGAGCAGCUACUGCGACUGGGCGUACGUGAAGUGCUCUGCGGACGGUGCGGUGCAGCUGGACCUGUCACCGCUGCCGCUGGCGACAGCUGUGUCACGGACGAAGGUCGCCGCGUUGAUGAAGACUGUAACGUCGACGGCGACCGUGCGACUGCCUGAGCUCGCGGCGGACGUGGACGGGCAGCAGGUUGCGGUGACGGAGUUGAGCGUGUACGGUAAGGGCUCGCGGGUCGCGGGGACGCUGCCUGCGAGCUGGGGCCGCCUGGCGCGUCUGCAGACGGUGCGCGUGCAGAGCAACGCCAUCACCGGCACGCUGCCGUCUGCCUGGAGCGAGAUGACGUCGCUGCGCAGCCUGAACGUGAGCGGCAACGCGCUGUCCGGUGGCGUGCCUGAUAGUUGGGGCGGCAUGACGAAGCUGGUGAGCGUCGACCUGAAGGGGACGGGCCUGUGCGGGUGCCUGCCCGCGGGGUGGAAGUCGAAGACGGUGGCUGCGGAUGCCGCGUUGACUGCGCGGGACUGCGCGAGCGCGAAUGCGUGCCCCGCGGUGUCGAGCACAUCAGCCCCGCCGAAGAAGAAGUCUGGACGCAACCUGAUCCCACUGUGGUGCGUGCUGGGUGCUGUGGGUGGGCUCUUGGUGGGACUUGCAGUGGGCUUUGGCGUGCGCUUCUAUCGCCGGCGUCAGCGUGAUAGAGAGGUGAGUGGAUUCCAGACCGUGCAAGAAGCGGAGAUGGAGCCUUUUGCAAAGAUGCCUGACUCGCCGUAUUAA